ACGACAGGCAGCCGUCUGGCUACUUAAGGCGUCGUGGUCCGGCCCACCCCGCCUUCGCUCCCGCGCUAGAGAGAAACAUGUAUCGUUUCCGCUCGCAGCUCUUCACGGGGAUUUCUGCUGCCGCCGCCGCCGCCUCUCACCCGCGCCGCUCCUCGCCUCUCUCGUUAGCCCGAGACUCGCCUCUCAGCCGCCCGCCGCACAGACGCACGAGUAGACAGUGCAGCUCCAUCGGCUGA
Molecule: messenger RNA, 236 nt
Organism: Peromyscus eremicus (cactus mouse)
Lineage: Eukaryota; Metazoa; Chordata; Mammalia; Rodentia; Cricetidae
Exons: 1
Coding region: 78-236 (52 amino acids)
Source: RefSeq, a predicted model, not a curated record